Acomys russatus (golden spiny mouse) is the source of this 4405-nucleotide messenger RNA. It is a transcript of the gene Mbtd1, whose product is annotated as mbt domain containing 1. The record is from RefSeq and is a predicted model, not a curated record. Gene Ontology annotation, molecular function: zinc ion binding. Gene Ontology annotation, biological process: regulation of DNA-templated transcription. The transcript is spliced from 17 exons. Gene Ontology annotation, cellular component: nucleus. The coding region runs from base 365 to 2173 and encodes 602 amino acids. Lineage: Eukaryota; Metazoa; Chordata; Mammalia; Rodentia; Muridae.
CGCGCUGGGGAAGGAGGGCUAUGCUAAUGUUGUUGAUAUCCUGGGGCCACCCGAGUUAAAGGGGGGGAAAUCCGGGGGCUUGCCACUGCCGCCACUGGCCCGGGGGCCCAGCUGGGGGUACCCCCCCCCGUGUAGUCGCCCCAAGUCCCCGGGAGAGGCGCCCGCCCCCUGCUCGCGGGGGGGAGGGGGCGCCGCAGGCUUGGGGAGCACGGCCGGCCCCUACCCAUGAGGCCCUGAUGGAAAACACAAAGGAUCUGAGUCGGAAGAGACACUAGAAGUCACCCAAAGCAGCUGCCCCUGCCCAGCUUCUGACGAGUGACAGAACAUUCUUCACAAUCCAAAAGAAAAAGAAGACUCUUUCGGGAUGUUUGACGGCUAUGACAGCUGCAGUGAGGACACAAGUAGCAGCUCCAGCUCUGAGGAGAGUGAAGAAGAAGUUGCUCCUUUACCUUCCAGUCUCCCAAUUAUCAAAAAUAAUGGGCAAGUCUACACAUACCCAGAUGGUAAAUCUGGCAUGGCUACCUGUGAGAUGUGUGGGAUGGUCGGUGUACGAGAUGCUUUUUACUCUAAAACGAAACGUUUCUGCAGUGUUUCUUGUUCAAGAAGUUACUCGUCGAACUCUAAGAAGGCAAGCAUUCUGGCCAGACUUCAGGUAACGGGUAAGCCUCCAACAAAGAAAGCAAAAGUCCUUCAGAAACAACCUUUAGUUGCUAAAUUAGCUGCCUAUGCUCAGUAUCAAGCUACCUUGCAAAAUCAAGCAAAGACAAAAGCAGGUAAUUCUGCAGUCUCCGUGGAAGGCUUCAGCUGGGGUAACUACAUCAACAGCAACAGCUUCCUAGCCGCUCCAGUAGCCUGUUUUAAGCAUGCACCUAUGGGGACCUGCUGGGGUGAUAUCUCAGAAAAUGUAAGGAUAGAAGUUCCCAAUACAGACUGCAGUCUACCUACCAAAGUCUUCUGGAUUGCUGGAAUUAUAAAAUUAGCAGGUUAUAAUGCCCUUUUGAGAUAUGAAGGAUUUGAAAAUGAUUCUUCUCUGGAUUUCUGGUGCAAUAUAUGUGGGUCUGAUAUUCAUCCAGUUGGUUGGUGUGCAGCCAGUGGAAAACCUCUUGUUCCUCCUAGAACUGUUCAACAUAAAUACACAAACUGGAAAGCUUUUCUAGUAAAAAGACUUACUGGUGCCAAAACACUUCCUCCUGACUUCUCACAAAAGGUUUCGGAGAGUAUGCAGUAUCCUUUCAAACCUUGUAUGAGAGUAGAAGUAGUUGACAAGAGGCAUUUAUGUCGAACAAGAGUAGCAGUGGUGGAAAGUGUAAUUGGAGGAAGACUAAGGUUAGUGUAUGAAGAGAGUGAGGACAGAACGGAUGACUUCUGGUGCCACAUGCACAGCCCCUUAAUCCACCAUAUUGGAUGGUCUCGAAGCAUAGGCCAUCGAUUCAAAAGAUCUGAUAUUACAAAGAAACAAGAUGGGCAUUUUGAUACACCACCACACUUAUUUGCAAAGGUGAAAGAAGUGGACCAGAGUGGAGAAUGGUUCAAAGAAGGAAUGAAAUUGGAAGCUAUAGACCCAUUAAAUCUUUCUACAAUAUGUGUUGCAACCAUUAGAAAGGUGCUGGCUGAUGGAUUCCUGAUGAUUGGGAUCGAUGGCUCAGAAGCAGCAGACGGAUCUGACUGGUUCUGUUACCAUGCAACCUCUCCUUCUAUUUUCCCUGUGGGUUUCUGUGAAAUUAACAUGAUAGAACUGACUCCACCCAGAGGUUACACAAAACUUCCUUUUAAAUGGUUUGACUACCUCAGGGAAACCGGCUCCAUUGCAGCACCAGUAAAACUAUUUAAUAAGGAUGUUCCAAAUCACGGGUUCCGUGUAGGAAUGAAAUUAGAAGCUGUAGAUCUCAUGGAGCCACGUUUAAUAUGUGUAGCCACAGUUACUCGAAUUAUUCAUCGUCUCUUGAGGAUACAUUUUGAUGGAUGGGAAGAAGAGUAUGAUCAAUGGGUAGACUGUGAGUCCCCUGACCUCUAUCCUGUAGGGUGGUGUCAGUUAACUGGAUAUCAACUACAGCCUCCAGCAUCACAGUCAUCAAGAGAAAGCCAGUCAGCUUCAUCAAAGCAGAAGAAAAAGGCUAAGUCUCAGCAAUACAAAGGACAUAAGAAAAGUAUUGAAGAAGUGACAUCGUCUUAGCUGUAAAGUUGAUAGAGCGUGAAGAUGAACAACCAGGGCAUUCCAGAAGACUUGGUAACACCCGUGCAUUUCUGUCUGUCUCAUACAGUGACCACGUCGCAGCUAAAGGAGGAGCUGCUAGAUGGAGAGGAUUAUAGCUUCCUUCAAGGAGCAUCUGACCAAGAGAGCAAUGGCUCUGCCACCGUCUACAUCAAACAAGAGCCCUGAGGUGGCUCAGAAACUAAGGGUGGGAGGGGCUGUUUACAGGACUGAUUUGUAGUCAUCUGGCUGCACAGCAGGCUAUUCUACUGGGACAUUUUGCUAAACACAGAAAAGUUCAGUUCCAGAUUUUUCAGGUGGGGGGAAACUAUUUUGGUGGGGGGGGCAAUUUUUCAAUUUAUAAAGAUGGACGAUUUUUGUGUUGUAUUUGAAGCUUUUGAAAGAAUUUUGUAAUAUUUUCCAAGUUUGGAUUUAUGUGCAUUGUUAACAAGAACUGAAAUUCUAACUUUUUUGGUAAGAUAAAAGUUUAGGUAGCAGAAUUGAAGGAGAUGAUUAAGAAGGAUAUAGCUGUAAAUGCAAAUGAACUGUCAUUACAAAUGAACCUUCUUGGUACCUGUUGGGAGAUUUUUGGAUUUUAGAGUUAGGCCAGUCACAUCUCCAGCUUCUCUUGCUGUGGAAAUAUGCAACUGAACCCCUCACAGAGGGCUCAUCACCAUGUAGAUCACGGAAGGGGUCAUUAAUUGUUCUCGCUGACAUUUUAUUGCAGCCCAUUUAAAUGUUUGUACAGAAAUGUUUUCAUUCUGCUAAAAUGUAUUUGGAGUUGUAUAUGAAACUAGGAGAACUCUGGAUACUUUUAUAUGCUCUCCUUCAAGAAAGAAUGAUUAAAAUUUUUCUAACACUAAAGUGUUAAACUGGAAUGGUUAACAAGAUAGACAGGAUUUCAGUCUACAUAAGGGGUUGGGGAAAAUGAAUAUUUUCCUAAGUUUAUUCUGUUUUCCUUGCUAGUGAACAUCCCACAAAAGGGAAUUUGUAUCAGACCUCUGCCAUUUCCCUCCGUCUGUGAGAGAGCAACUACACCUGAAAACAGAUGUUGUUCUGUAUUACCAAGAAAAUCAAAUGAAAAUUUUGCUAAUGAAAAUAAGUGUAGAUUUCAGAAUCAUUCCAGCUCCACUUUUAACUGUCCUGGAUUUGUUAGAAACUGAUUUGAAAGUAAACUUAAUUUUCUUUAAAUUCCAUAUAUAUAUACACACGUACAUACAUUAUGAAUUGUCUUUAAUUGUAGUCAGAAUUUAUUUUAACAGUAACUGAUUUGGACCAUUUUAAACAUUCCCUAUUUUCAAAUUCAUACAGCUUCCUUUAGGAGAUAGGAUAAAAGGGUGAAUUGGUGAAAGGUUUGCUCUGCGUUUUCUAACCUUCUCCCAAGUUGUGACUGAAGGAGAGAGCUCUAGCAUCUACCAGUGAGGUUCAUAAACUAAACUCUCAGGAAUUCAUUGCACCUGUUCUAGAAGUGCUUCUGGGUCUGAGCCUGGCCUCUUCAGAGUGGUAAUACUGCCCAUCUCCUCUGGAAAGUAGGCAGGGCUGGUGAGAGGUUAAUGAAGAUGAUUAACUCUGCAGCCCUUCAGCCUACAGAAUGCUUUAAAAAAGAAAAAAAGAAAAAAAAAAAGCUAAUAGAAAACCCCAGGAGACAUUUUUGGUAGGAAUUUUGUUUGACUUUUAAAUGCAUAGAACAUUAAAAACCAGCAGUUUAUUUUCUAAAAUAUUGCUCUACUUUUGAGAAUAAUAACAUUGGUAAUAUGCACAGGUUUACCUCAUUCUAUGCAAGAGGGAUUAAUAACAUAAGGUUUUGUAGUAGCUACUGGAAGUAAAAUGUGUUACUUUUUAAUGUAAAAAUGUACGGAAUCGCAUGUCACCAUUUCUUAAUACUGACUCUGGGGGCUAAAUGCAAAUCACAUCAAUGCAAGUUGAUUCUCUUGUCAAAUAUAUGUGAAUUCAGCUGUAAGAUUACUGGAUAUUUAUCUUAAACAACAUUGCUGAGAGGGACCUACUGUAAAUGUGGCAUCCUCACACUUCCCAACUCUUUACUUUGAAGGAUCUUCCCAGAAGCUUAAAACCUAGAAGAGGUCCAGCGCAAAGGUCAGAGCAGUCUUCCUUCUCAGGCUCUGCAGAUUAGUCCAGGACUGGGCUGCCAUGCAUGGUACCAACACAAGAAGCCUGUGAUGGGGGUGCUCUCACACCUUGUGUGUAGGAGCUCUC